Molecule: messenger RNA, 6675 nt
Organism: Plasmodium gallinaceum
Lineage: Eukaryota; Apicomplexa; Aconoidasida; Haemosporida; Plasmodiidae
Product: conserved Plasmodium protein, unknown function
Exons: 1
Coding region: 1-6675 (2224 amino acids)
Biological process (GO): regulation of mitotic cell cycle; mitotic spindle organization
Cellular component (GO): mitotic spindle
Source: RefSeq, a predicted model, not a curated record
AUGGAUAGUAAAAUACUUUUAAGAAGAUCUUCAAGAUUACUUCAUAAUAAUAAUGAACAAAAAAAUGUAAAUUAUGAAUAUACAGAGAAAUUUAGAGAAAAUGAUUCAAUAAAUCAAGAGAAAAAUAAGAAAAAAAAAAAAAAUGCUAGUGGUAUAAAUGAGCAUAUUAUAAGUACUGAUGAGAAUGAUUCAUCAGAUGAUAGUGAUUAUAGCAAAAGUGAAAGUCAAGACGAUGAUGAUUAUGAUGAAUCAUUGAAAGAAAAAAAAAGAAAAGAAAGUAAUAAUAAAAUAAAGAAUAAAAAUAAAAAAAUUGUCCAGUAUUCAGGAAGUAAUGAAAAUAACGAUUACUCAAAUGAAAUUUCCCAAGAUAAUAACAUAAAUAGAAAUAAUAAUUUGAAAAAUAGAAGUUAUAUAGAUAAAUUAAAUGAAAAUAUAGAUGAUGAAGAUUUUGAAAUAUUUAAAAGAAGCAAAUUUGAUAGAAAUAAAAGAAUAUCUACUGCCAAUAGGAGAAAUAAUCAAACAGAAAUAAAAUUAAAAAAAAGAAAAAGUGUUUAUGUUGAAUCUAGCAAUAGCGAAGAUUCAACUGAAAGUGAUGAUGAAUAUAUAAACGAAAGUACUAGACCUUCGAAAAAAUUAAAAAAAAAUGAUAAAAUGAAAAAUAAUAAAAUAGAUGCAAAAUUUCAUAAAAAUUUUGAAGAUUUUAAUUUAUAUGAAAAAAUAAAAAAAAAUCCUAAAAAUUUACAUGAAGUAAUUGAAGAAAUAUAUUAUAUUUUAUUUAAUAAAGAGCAAAAUGAAAAAGUUAAAAUAUCUACUUUUUUUUUAAAUUUUUUAGCUGAAUGUUCUGGUAAUGAUACAUUAACAUGGACUAUUGAUAUAAUUGAUUAUAUAGAUAAACAAAUAUACUUAUUUGAAGAAAUUUCUAAAAACAAAUUAGGAGAGUCGUUUUCAAGUAAUAUACAAAAAGAUAAUGAUAUUAAUGAAAUUAUAACACCAUCAACAGCAAAAUCUAAUAGCAAAAUAACUAAUAUAGAUGAAAUAAUAAAAGAUGAAAAUAAUUUUGAAAAAGUGUGUGUAUUCAAAUGUGAAAAACUAGAACAAUACUUAACAGCAGAUUUAGAUAAUGAUGUAUUAAUAAAAAAAAAAAAUGAAAAUAAUAAAUCAUAUAAAGCGUUCUCUAAUUUUUUUUCUGAUUUUUCUUUCCAUUUUGACGAAAAUUAUAUAUAUGAAAUAUUAUAUAUAUGCAUAUGGAUAUUUGCAUUAAGUGUAAGUAAAUAUAGGAAAAUUAGAUUUACCUCUUCACUGGCCAGUUUAUCCUUAUUAUUAGGUUUAUGCAAAAAAAUUAAUUAUAUUAAUAAUCAUGAAAAACAAUCAAGAAAGCAAUUACUAGCAGAGUAUGUUAGAGAAAUAAAAAAUAACAACUCUAUUAUGAAUAAAAGAAGUAGUAGUGUAGUUAAUAAUAGAAAUACAAAAGAUGUUAAUCUUGAAGAGAUUAUUUAUUUUAAAAAUACUAAUAACGAAGAGAUUAACACUAUUAUACAAAGAAAUUUAAUAAUUAGUCAAUUAAUUGAUAAUAUCAUUGAAGAUAGGAGAAAUUUAACAAUAUUAAAUAACUUUCUAUUAUGUACUUAUAACAUUUUAUAUAAAAAUAAAAUAAAAGAUGUAUUUAUUGAUAUCAGAAUAAUAACUCUAGAAUAUUUUUAUACUUAUUUAGAUUCUUUAACAUCAUAUUUUACUAAUAGAAAAUUUACGAAAUUAUUAAUAUGGAUAUUAUACGAUAAAGAUAGUAAAGUAAAGAUAUGCUGUUUAAAUGUUUUAAUUUAUCUGUGUAAUCAUUACAAUACAAAUGCAAGUAGGAAUUUUAAAAUUGUUGAAUUAUUAUAUAUAUCAAAAAAAAGAUUAUUGAAUUUAAUUUUUGAUAAUGAUUAUAAUGUUAGAAUUAAAACAUUUGAAUUAAUAUUGGAAAUGAGCAAAAUGAAAAUUACAAAAAAUGAGUUAAUAAAUUUAAAAAAAAACAUGAAAUCUAAUAAUACGAAUAAUAGGGAUAUUAGCAUAUCAGAUUCUUCUUCAUCUGAUUACGAGGAUAGUAUGAAUACAUCUUGUUCUGAUGAAAAAAAAAAAAAUGAUAGCUUAGUUUUAGCAUAUAAUAGUGAUAAUAACAAAGAAUCUCAUGAUACUACUAGCAUUUUAUCAAAAAAAGAGAAAAAAAUUAUUAGUAAUUUAAUAUGGUUUAAUAAUAAUAAUAAAAUAUCUAAGAUUAUUACUUCCUUAAUAUAUGAAUCUCAGAUAAAGCACAAAAUUAGAAGAAACGAUAAAAAGAAAAAUAAUUAUUUUGAUAUAGAUCAGGAUGAUAUGAAUAAUGAAAUAGCUAGAUAUAACAUAAUAUAUUUAACCAAAUAUUUAAAUAAAAAUAUUCCUACCGUUAAAAAUUUUAUUCAUUAUUUUGAUUAUUUAACUAAUUACAAUGAAAACAUGAAAUUGUACACAGUGAUUGAUAAAUUUAUUACAGGAAUUAGAGAGAAACUUGAUUCAUUAAAUAAUAUUGAUAUUAUAAUUGAAUUAUUAUGUGAGGAAAAUACUAUAUCAUUUAAUUUAUGCAAAGAAAAAAAAAAUAAUGAUUUCAAAAGAAAACAUAAAAGUAAUAAAAAUGGUAAUGAAGGAGAAAUAAGGGAUACUAAUGAUGAUGCAGAUAUAAAAAAGAAAAAAAAAAACAAAAAAAAUACAAAUAAUAAUGAUAAAGAUUCUGAUGAAAAUGAAAAUGAAAAUGAAAAUUAUAGUAAAUCAUAUAAUUUAAAUAAUGAUUCUGAUAAAUCUAAUGUAGGUUAUGAUUUAAAGAAAUGCUUACUUCAUAUAUGCGAAUCAUCCUAUAAAAGUUUUCAAAAUGAUAUAUAUGAAUUAGAAAAAAAUAAGAAUAAAAAAAAUGUUUUAUCUAAUAACUUAUCUGAUAAAAAUAUGCAUAAUACAAAACUAAAUAAUGAUAUAAGUAAAAUUAAAAAAAUGAUCAUUUAUACAUUUCAAAUUAUAAAAAAUAGCAAACUUCUUAUAAAAUUGUAUCAAACAAAUCAAGAACACUUAUUAUUAGUUUUUAAUAUUUUAAAAAUUGCAUUACAUGAAUGUAAACAUAUAUAUAAAAAUGAAGAAAAAAAUAAUAUAUAUAAUUUCUCUUCUACAAUUAUGGAAUAUUUUAGAAAUGAUAUAGAUAGUAAUAUUAACUUUUUUUUUAAUAAUGUUUAUGCAUAUUUAAAAGAAACAUAUGAAUAUUUAUUUUAUUUACUCAAAAAUUUUAAAUUACCAUAUUAUUCAGCUAAAUAUACUAUGAAUAUCAUAUCUUUAUUUUUAUCUUUAAAUGAAUCUUUUAAAAGUACCAACAGAUUAUCAAGCGAUUUAUUUUUUGAUUUAUAUUAUACGUACUUUUAUGACUUUCUUAAUAGUUUUCAAUUUUAUUGUAAGAAAUACAAUACGGAAAUAGAAUUUAAUGAAGAAGAGGAAUAUAUAGUAAAUAAAAAGAACAAAGUAAUUAUUAUAAAUGAUAAUUUAGUUAAUAAAGACAAAAAUGUAAUAGAUUCAAUUGAAGAUGAUUUAAUUAAGAAUGUUACUUUUUUAAUUCACAUAUAUACAUUGUGUUUUAAUUAUAUUAAUAACGAUUUAUCUAAUUAUAGUAAAAAAAAUGAAAUAAAAAUAGAUAAAAGUAUUAAAAAAUAUAUUGAACAAGAUUAUUUUAAGUUUAUUGUUAAUGAAAAGUACCAAUUAUUCUUUAAAGAUAAUAUUUAUUUAAGUAAAUUUUUUGAUGAAAACAAUGUUCCUUAUUAUGAUCAAUAUUAUUUGCAAAAUAAUGGUGAAGAUAGUGAUAAAAAAGAAGAAAACGAUGAACAAGAUGAAGAAGAAAAUGAAGAGAAUGAAAAUGAAUAUGAAGAUGAACAUGAAGAUGAAUAUGAAGAUGAAAAUGAAGAUGAGAAUGAAAAAGAAAAUAAUAAUAAAAUAAAAAAUAAAAAAUUGAAAAAAAAAAAAAAAAAUAAUGUAGUUAAUAAAGAUGAUGAAAAUAUAUACAAAAAAUUAAGUAAUAAAGUAAAUAAAAAUGAAAAUAUGCAUUAUAAACAAAACAAUAGUCAUAAUUUAUAUUAUUCUUCAGAUGCCUGUAUACAUGCUAAUAUACUAAUACAUUUGUGUUUAUAUAUAAUUAAAGCUAAAAUUAACUCCAUUUAUUACUAUGGAGAAUCUCUUAAUACUCCAUCAUCAAGGUUAAUUUUAUUAUGCAUUGAUCAAAUAUACAUAAUUUAUGAAAAUUAUAUUUACCAUUUAUGUAGGAAAAGAAAUUUUAUUAAUUAUAUUUUUGAUUUUUUUUUAAAAAAUUGUUCUAAAGAAAAUGAAAAAUUCAAUUUAAGUGUUGUAAUAGAUAAUGAAAAUAUAGAAAAAGAUAUAAACGAAAAAAAUGAUACAGAUGAAAAGAAUAAAAAAGGAAAAGAAGAAAAAGGUAAUAAAGAUAAUCAAACUAAAGAAGAUGAAGAAAAAAAUAAUAAUAAUAAUAAUAAUAAUAAUAAUAAUAAUAAUAAUAAUAAGAAUAUAAAUUUAGAAGAUUUAAAAAAUUUACAUAAUUUAAAUAGCAAAAAAAAAAGUAUACUAAAAAAUUUAUUUUUGGAAUUAAAUUAUUUGUAUCAAAAUAUUAUAACAUUAAGAGAUGAUUUUAAUGAUAUUCUUAUAUUUUUAAUUAAAGUUUCUAAUAACACUAUAUUAAAAUAUGGUACAUUUUUAAAUUUAAUGAAUGUAGCACAAUUGGAAAAUGUAGUUUUAUUUUCAUUAGAUGAAUUAAAAACAUAUAGAACAUUAGAAUUGUUUUUAAAUAAAUGUGAUGAAGAAGAUAAUACAGAAGACUUAGAAAAAAUUAUAGAAAAGUACUUAGAUGUUAAUGAAGAAAUUAAUAAGUAUAAAAGUGUAGCUAGAUAUGUAUAUAAAGAAGAUAAUGUUCUUUUUAAUUUUGUUACAGAAUUAUUCAAAAAUGUAGAAAAUAUAAAUAACGAUAAUUAUAAUUUUGUUAAUUCCUUUUUAUCUAUUGAUAUUAGUGUAUUUUUCCCAAUAAAUACUUAUACUUACAUUGCUGAUAUGUGUAAAAUAUAUAAUAAAGAUGAAUUAAGUGAAAAUAAAAAAAUUUUAGAAAUGCAAUAUAUGCAUAUGACUUUAAUAAUAGCUCAAUUUAUAUUAAAUUGUAACAAUAUAAAUAUUUUUAAUAGCUGUUUAGGGGUAUUAUUGUUAAUACAUCUUAAUGUUAAAAAUAAAGGAUUAUCCUCUAUUGCUUUAAAUUUCCAUAAUAAAUUAAAAAAAUAUAACAUCGAUAUUUUUUAUGAAGUACUUUUAUGUGCAUUAAUAGGUUUAUAUACAGCUUACAUAAAUAACGCUUUAGAAGAAAAAGAUUUAUUAUUAUUUAGUACUUCUAUAGCCAGUAGAUUAGGAAUAAAAAUAGUAGAGAAGCAAAAGUUACCACUAUGCAAAUUUAUUCAUUCAUGUGUAAAUUGUGCUUUGAAUUUAAAAAAUCAAAAUUCUUUUUUAAAAUAUAUAUUACCAUAUGCUCAGAAAUUAAACCUUUCUGAUUAUCAACUUAAUUAUUUAAAAAAACAAAUCUUAAACUUAAUUGAAUCAUAUAAUAUUUCCAAUAAGACAUCAAUCAAAUAUGAAAAUAGCAUAUUUGAACACAUGAUACUAAUCAUAUGUAAAAAAAGAAAAUUAAAUGAUGAAUUUAAGGAUUCUAAUUACGAAAAUUCUUACAUGAACUUAAACGAGAGUAUACACAUGAAUAUAAGUAAAAAUAUAUCCAAUAUGAAUAAAAAUUCAGAAGAAGUUACUAUUAAGACAAGGAAAAGUGUAAUAGAAAUGAAUAAAAAUGUUACAAAUAGUGAAGAAAUAAAUGAUAUUGAGGAGGAAGAACAAAUAAAUUUCUUUCAAAAAAAAAAUAGUACACAAAAUAACAAAAAUUAUACAGAGGGAAAAUAUCAAAAUAUUAAUGAAAAUUCAAAAAAUAAUAAAAAUCAAAGUAAUUAUAAUGUUAAGAAAGAAAUUAUAAAUGAUGACGAAGAAGAGAAUAUUAUAGAGCAGAAAUAUAAUGAUAUUAAAAAUAAUAAUAAAAAAAUAGAAAAUGAAAACAAUAAUAAAGAAAAUAUAAUAAUUGAUGAAGAAAAUGAAAAUAAAAAAGAUUUAUCUGAAUAUGAAACUCCUUCCAAUUCUACCUUAAGUAAUUUUAUUAGUUUAAAUGAAAAUGACGAUAAUGUAAAUCUUAUUGAUGAAAUGAAAUAUGAUAAUAAUAUAACUGAAAGUAAUAAUAAAUCUAUUUAUGGUAUUAAUUCUAGCCCGAAACCUAUAAGAUCAAAGAAAUCUACGAAGCUACGUUUAAUUACUAAAAAGGAAUUAGAUGUAAACAGUAGUGAUCCAUUAAAUAAAUCAUUAAAAAUUGAUACAAAAAAUUCUGUAGACAAUUCUUUAAAUAGUUCCUUGAAUAAUGUUAGCGAAAAAGAUAAUGAUGAAAUAUCUAUUAUAUCAGAAAGAAAGAAUAAAAUAAAUUAUUUUGUAGAUAAUGAUGAUGAUUCUAAUUCAGAUAUUAUACCUGGGAUGUCACCUAUUAAAAUGAAAGAAAAAAAAAAAAGUGAAUUAUCAACUCCCAUUUCAUACGCAGAUGAUUUAAUGAAUUUUUAA